Messenger RNA from Papaver somniferum (opium poppy), 591 nucleotides. RefSeq lists its product as uncharacterized. NCBI's taxonomy places the organism in Eukaryota, Viridiplantae, Streptophyta, Magnoliopsida, Ranunculales, Papaveraceae. Bases 114 to 329 code for a protein of 71 amino acids. The record is from RefSeq and is a predicted model, not a curated record. The transcript has 3 exons.
GAGAAAUUCUUUUGUUUCUUCUUCUUCUUCUUCUUCCCCAAAGUCUCAAUCCAGGGCAUCAAGUUUCUAGGGUUGUUCUUUUUUAUACGAUCACAGCUGGUCGUGGUGAAAAAAUGGCAUUGACAAACUUCUUAAUAACAGUAGCAGGCGUAGGUGCAGUUGUUCUUCUACUUAGGGGUGAUGUGAGACAAACAGCUUCAAUUUUCAAACGCAAUGUUCGCCAUAUUCGUAAGUGGGUUGAAGAAGAAUCUUCUGCUGUUUCCAAUUCACUAUGUUUGGCAAUACCAUACCUCAGAACUGGGCAGGUGACAAGGCAGUCAAGGAGAUAGAGUCGAAGGUUUCUCAUAAGGAUAUACCCAAAGACGGCAAGCACUAAGAUUGCGAGAGAGAUUUAUUUUGCUUUUUUGUUCUUGAUCGGCAUGACAGAGACUUAACUGGAGCUCAAUAUGUAUUAGGCCAAAUUUAUAAACCAGAAUCGAUCUGUUACAUUUGAUAUCUUGUACAUCCUUUACCUCUUUAUGUUUGAGCAAUAAAAUCUUAUAUUUGACUAAUCUGAAUGAAAAGAACUUGGAAAGAGUUCUGAGAACUUCA